AGGAACACACCACGUGGCAGUCAUGUCAGUGAGUCCCCACAACCCAUGGCUCUCCCUGUGAUUACAUCUCUCUCCUCUAUCCUCCUAUUUAUUCCGGCCACCUGUGUCAGUCUCCGGCAGUCUCUGUCUCUCUCUCCGACGACAAUUCCCCACUUCCCCGCCCUUGUUCUAUAUAUACCCCACCUCCUCUUACCUCUCCUCCUUAUCCUCUAAAUCCUCUCACACUCACCUCUUUCACACACACAUAUUUCAUUUACUUUUCUUAAAAAGUAUAAUCAACGGAUCUCAGUCGCAUUUUGGUUCUUGAAGGACGUUUAAUUAAGUACUUACAACAAACCCAUUUAAAUUUUUUGAUCCAGAAUGAACAGGGUUUCUCCGGACAUGCUACUCGGUCACAACACCACCGUGACUGGCGGCACCGACGUAAGUGUGUUCGAGAGACAACAAGCAAGAAUGAAGUGGCAACAACUGCAACAGCAUCAACAUAGUUUUUACAAUGAGAAUGAUCAUCAGGUUCCGAAUCCAUUUCUGGGUUUGAUUGGAAACAUUAAACCAGACCCUGGUUUGGAAAACGGGUGGCCAGAUUUCAGUGACGGGUGUGACGAGUUAUUCUCACCAUUAAUGGCGGAUCAAAGAAUCAUGCAGUUGCAGAAGAACUCAAGUUCAGUCUUGUUGUCACCCAAGAAAAGAAAAACCCAUGAGAAUCAGAAGAACUUUCAGGUGGUUUCAGAAGUGAAUGGCAUCAAAGAGAAGAAGUUAAAAGGGUGUUCAGAAGAAAACUCUUCAGAAACUUCAUCAAAAGAAAAAUCAAAGCCUACAGAAGCUCAAAAACAAGAUUAUAUUCAUGUUCGAGCUCGUCGAGGGCAAGCUACUGAUAGCCAUAGUUUAGCCGAAAGAGUAAGAAGGGAGAAAAUCAGUGAAAGAAUGAAGUAUUUGCAAGAUUUAGUACCUGGAUGCAACAAGAUCACUGGAAAAGCUGGAAUGCUUGAUGAAAUCAUCAAUUAUGUUCAAUCUCUUCAAAAACAAGUAGAAUUCUUGUCCAUGAAGCUUUCUACAGUUCAUCCAAGACUAGACUUAGACGUUGAUAACUUAAUCAUGAAAGAGAUGUUUGAAGUUUCAACAGCUGGAUAUACCUCAGAGAUGGCUAAUUCCCCAUAUUUUCAAUUGAACUCGUUGCUUGAAAUGGGGAUUAACCCAAUUGACAUGGUGUUAAGAAGAAGCAUUAGUGGUGGUGCUCCAGUUUCGAUCCCUGAAACAUUCGUGGUUUCAUCAUGUUUUAAUCAAAUCCAUCCGAAUGUGGCAUGGGAUAGUGAUCUACAGAAUCUAUACAGAAUGGAAUUUCAACAAGGUUCAUCAACAAUACCAUAUCAAUCACAAAAAAUUACAGGUUUAUACGAAGGAAGCAAUAUGAAGAUGGAGAUGUAAACGUAAAGAUCGAUUUGAGGAAUUCUUUUGUAAUGAAUGAUUGAAUCUAAAUGUUACCAUUGUUAAUUGAUUCAUCAUUUGUCAUUAAUGUAAAUGUAUAUAUACAUUAUAUCACAUAUAUGUAAGCAUUCUAGAAACAAUAACUAGAAUUCAGAAUUUAUUACUUGCAAAGAACUACUCCGUUUUUCA
Messenger RNA from Lactuca sativa (garden lettuce), 1614 nucleotides. Its product is annotated as transcription factor bHLH63. Gene Ontology annotation, biological process: regulation of DNA-templated transcription. The record is from RefSeq and is a predicted model, not a curated record. Gene Ontology annotation, molecular function: protein dimerization activity; DNA-binding transcription factor activity. NCBI's taxonomy places the organism in Eukaryota, Viridiplantae, Streptophyta, Magnoliopsida, Asterales, Asteraceae. Gene Ontology annotation, cellular component: nucleus.